UUUUCUUUUACUGUAAAAGCCCAAGACAUUAAUUACGGUGCAGUCAGUUUGAACAGAUUUUGAGUGAAUAUACAUUUUUUAGUGGCCUAAAUUUUAAAAGAAAUGUAUUGCUUCAUACGUGUACCACUUUAUGUGUGUAUAUUUGAGCCCUAGAGCUUCAAUUUGUUACUCAUGACAUACAUAUUUUCGGCUAGCUAUGUUGUAUAUAUAUAUCACUGACUACAUAUAUAUAGACUCUCAACCGCUGAUCAUAAAAAUAUAAAAAAAUACAAUCCAUCAAAAGUUUUGGUAUUGUAUCAUUGUACAAACACUGAUCAGAUCACACAGUGAACAGCUAAAGGACACAUUUGCGGUUAACGUGGAAUUUAAUUAAUUUUGGCGAAUUUACGUCAGUGACGCUUGGUUUGCCACAUGUACGUGUACUGAUACGUAGUGUGGCUGUGUAAAGGUAGGGACACCUGUGGAUUUCACAUCAUUAUAACCUCUACCAUGUACAGCAACACACACUACAUCCUCCUAUCCCAGGUUUUGAUAGUUAAGAUUGUUUAGUAACCAUGGAGACGAACCCAUUACUGGACGCGUACAGCAGCCAUGACAAGGAGGAGAGAACUAUGGAGAGGAUCACAGACAUCGAGUUGAGCAGUAUCCAGACAGAAGACCCUCAAGCCAGGUCUUUUUCAAACAAUGCCAAUUCAAUACUGAUACAGGAAGAUGACAUUGAGACGCCGUACGGAAAUCUCCAUGUGGCUAUACAGGGUGACCGUUCUAAAAUGGCAAUCAUCACUGUUCACGACAUUGGCCUCAAUCACGUGACAAACUUUCAGGGGUUCUUCAGUUACCAAGACAUGCAACCAAUCCUGCGACAUUUCUGUGUUUACCAUGUGAAUGCUCCUGGCCAGGAGGAAGGUUCCCUACACUUGAGACCCGAGCAUGAUGCCCUAGGUAAUCCUGACUCACUUGGUAAAAGGUAUGUGUACCCUUCCAUGGACGACUUGGCUCAUGCCGUUCAGAAUGUCGUGGAAAACUAUGAAAUUGCCAGGUUCAUUGGAUUUGGGAUGGGAACAGGAAGCAACAUCCUCUCCAGAUAUGCUCUGCGUCAUCCAGAAAUCGUGGACUCACUGGUCCUGAUCAAUCCUACAUCAGGGAAGUCUGGCUGGAUUGAAUGGGGUUACCAGAAGAUGAACUCCUGGUACCUGUGGAGUGGCCAGAUGACCAACUUUACAGAGGAAUAUCUUUUGUGGCACUGGUUUGGUUCGAAAACUAGAUGGGAGAAUACAGACUUGGUGCAGGUGUUCAGAGAGUACAUCAAGACUAUCAACCCACAGAACCUGUCUCUCAUCACCGAGUCCUACCUGAAACGAACUGAUCUUGGUAUUGUGAGAGAACUUGACCCGAUGAAGAGGUCGGGGACUAACACCAUCAAAUGCAGAACUAUGUUGUUGGUCGGAGAUGAUUCUCCUCACAUAGAUGAUGUCAUUUAUAUGAACAGCAGGAUGGACCCACAGGAAACAGAUUUUUUCAAGAUCUCUGACUGUGGAGGGAUGCCUCUAGAGGAACAGCCAGGCAAAGUGUGUGAGGCAUUCCGCCUUUUCCUGCAGGGAAUGGGAUAUGUCCCAACUCUGAAUCGGUUGCCAAGUCAAAAGCACGUCACCAACAAUAACCCACAGAAGCUGAUCAGUGCAACAGAUUUCACAAAUGUCACGCCUGUCUGUUGAUCAGACCAAAUACUGACAUUUCUUGAGCCUUUAUACUUAGGGACCGAGCCAGAAAUGUGAAGGAUGCACCCAUUAACUGGCCAUGUCAUCUUAACUCCUGUGAUGUUGAGUUCCAUCUAAAUGUUUAUUAAAGGACGUCAUCCUGUUUCUAAAGUCAUAAGCUGUCAUAGUUGAUUCUGAACACUGGAAGAAAAGUGAAGAUAAAACUGGUUUUCUAUAAUAAAUCAAGGUUUUCAUACUACUGUAAGAGUAAAAAACUGAUUUUCUAUGAUAAGUUAAGGUUUUCAUACUAAAUUACAACUUCAUGAAUACAGGAAGGUCGAAACAAAAAGUAUUUAGAUUGAAUAUAUGUCAGCACCACUGUAGAAAAGUUAGUAUGUAUUGUUUAGUUUCAUUAGUACUCACACAAGAGAAGAUAAAAGAAGAUUUUGUACCAUUAUGUAAAUUAAUAUCUUAAAGAUAAGAGAAAAGAUGCACUUUAUCCAUAUUGUGACAGUUUGAUGUAUGUGAAAUUUUCAUAAAAGAAAAAUCCAUUUAUGCACAACAUCUUUUUUAUCAUGAUAAUUUUGUUACAGCAUCUAUGAAGACUGUAGUAGUUUGUAGUUAAGUUAGAGACAUGGAUUUGUGUUGCAAUUUGUAAUAAUGGCAGAUUUUUCAUGCAAAAAGAAAAAAGAAAACCAUUCCAUUUGAGAAGAUGCAGAGAUAUCGUGAUUUAUAAUUGAAACACAUCAUUUGCUUUUUUAUCUGACUUUGUGUUGGUGUUCUGUCAAAAUUCUGUGUGCAGUUUAAUUAUUUUAAUGGCUUAAAAAGGGUUUAUUUAGUAAGGGUUUGACAUACAACUUGUGCCUAUGUAUCUAUGUACACGAUGUAUCACAGAACAGAAAGGUAUACAGACAUAUGUGUGAAUAUAUUUCUGUUCAUUAUAGUUAAGCUUUCUGUUGUACACUCAAAUACACAUUGAGGAAGUCAUUUCUGUGAUUUGUAAUUGAUUGCAUACUGUGUCCUCUCCUUAAUCUGGAUUCUUAAUUAUAUGAAAAUUAAUGUACUUGAGGACUUUCAUAUUAUGGAACCUAGUUAUGUUUGUGAUGUUUUCUGUUAACAUUAAUAUGUUAAUUUGGAAAACAUAGUAGCCCAGACUUGAUUUUGGAGACCAAUGUCAGAUUAAUGAGGUUUCACUGUACACCAGACUGUUUAACAAAUACAUUGAAGUUUUGCCAAUUUUGAACUACAGUAAUCAUGGAAGUUGUUUCCAUGGUGAGGCUUAUCAAUAUUCUGCCAAUUCACGUUUGAUUAAUUAUUAAAAAAAACACCAGAAUAUUUUUUAUUUUGCAAAAAUUUGUAUUUCUCCUCAUAAAUUAUGGAAGAGGGAACAUAGAUACACAUAGCCAAAUAUAAACAGUUGCAAAAUUAAUCAUCAUAGAUCUGUUCAUUAUCAAAAAUCACAACAGGAUGUUGAUCUCAAGCAAGUGUUAUGACAUUCAUGAUUAUCAUUGUACAUUAAAGAAAAUCUCCAAACAUGUCCCGUAUUUAAAUGCUAAAUGAUUGUUUUAUUAUACUGAUCACAGUUUUAGGAAUAAAUGAGAAUGCUUUCUUUAAGAGACCUAAAUACAGGUGUAUUAGAUUUAAAUUAAAUAUAUCAAUACAUCCAAGACGCUACUUUACAAGUAAGUUUCAUAUAUGAAAUAAUUACAAAUGUAGAGACAUUAACAAAGAUGGUCCAUUUCCUUGCAUCAAGUUGUAGGUUACCAUUUUACACAAGUCUAAACUUUGAAUGCAAAAUGUAUAAUAAUUAUAUCUAUGAUUUAUAAAAAAGUAUGCUUCAUUUUUUUGUAUUUUUUUUUUUUUUGUAUCCAUUUUUAUACAAAAUUGCAAGGUUAUGUUUAUCUAUUAUGAUUAUAAAUGGUAUAACUUAUUAAUUUCCAAUGAAAUGUUUACAACACAUUAUGUAUUUGAUUUGUGUUAAUAUUGCAGAUGUUCUGAUAAUAUAUUGUGUCAAAAUGUUGCAUUGAAAUUUUGUAAAUAUUAAUUAUGUUAAAGGAGUUGUUGGAAUUUGUUAAUGAUUCAAAUAAGGUUUUGCUAUUUGUGAAUUUUUUGCAAAUGAAUUAUAAUGAGUUGAGAGUGAAGUUAUGCAUGCGUGUGUAUAUGUGUGCCAGUGAACCUUGCAUUCCAAGCUAUCUCCAAUUUUCCACUCUAGUUUCAAUUGUGUUCCAUGUUUGUUUUAAUAAGAAAUUUUCUUGAUAUAGGUGUUAUCAGGUAAAAUGAUAUUUCUUCAUGACAGCAAUUUUGUAGUUUAUGUAGUGACACCAUAUCAGUUAUAAAUCUCCUCUUCAAGACAAGAAGUAUUUAUCGCAACCAAAUAUUAACUCCAAAAAGCAUUUUGAGAUAUUGAAAUAUUGAAAGAUAUAACUAGAGUCAUAAACAUGUGCAAUGAAUUCACCCAUGCUAUGUCAUAAUUCUGAAUUCCAAUAGACAGUGUUAUUCACUUUUCUUGGUUAUGACAUAAUCUUUUAUCAGGUAAUUUCUUGAAAAAAAUGGAAUUUCUUGCAUAAUAUCAGAAGAACUCAUGUCAUUUCUGCUUCAUUGUAGUUGUUAAUUUUCAAGAAACAAUUAGUGUAAUUUCAAAGAUUUUUUUAUGUUUUUUUAUACCCAGUAUUUGCUGACAAAUGUUGAUUUCGUAUAAUGUGGAGAUAACAUCUUCAGCGUGAUCCAUUUGCUUCACUGAAGUUCGCUAUUUGUUCUGUUUUGUGAAUUCUAAAGUUUUUGUCAAUAAAGUCAUAAACCAUGA
Messenger RNA from Mizuhopecten yessoensis (Yesso scallop), 4500 nucleotides. RefSeq names its product protein NDRG3-like. The transcript has 15 exons. Gene Ontology annotation, cellular component: cytoplasm. Bases 555 to 1715 code for a protein of 386 amino acids. Gene Ontology annotation, biological process: signal transduction. Lineage: Eukaryota; Metazoa; Mollusca; Bivalvia; Pectinida; Pectinidae. The record is from RefSeq and is a predicted model, not a curated record.